This is a messenger RNA of Osmia lignaria (orchard mason bee), 1682 nucleotides long. RefSeq names its product zinc finger protein 830. Gene Ontology annotation, molecular function: zinc ion binding; nucleic acid binding. Gene Ontology annotation, cellular component: spliceosomal complex; nucleus. NCBI's taxonomy places the organism in Eukaryota, Metazoa, Arthropoda, Insecta, Hymenoptera, Megachilidae. Gene Ontology annotation, biological process: mitotic DNA replication checkpoint signaling; mitotic DNA damage checkpoint signaling; nuclear DNA replication. The record is from RefSeq and is a predicted model, not a curated record.
UUGAAAACUCGCGUCUAGGAAGUCUGAGUAGGUGUGGGUGUUAUUAUACGUUCGGAACAAUUCGCCCAUUACACUGCGCUGUCUCGACAAGGUAGGGAAUGACACCAAAAUGGUAAAAAAAGUUUCGAGUCGCCAAACACCAUUUUCACAGAUAUUUCCGUUUGCAAAAUGGAGCUUAUUUGCAUAAUUUGGCCUGAAUCGGAGCCUGACAGUUUUCCGAAGUUUCUCCUAACUUCAUACUGGGGUACCACGUACCCCAAAAAUGGCCACCCAUCGGCAACAUAGAGGAGCUGGAGUUGCAUAAAAAACAUAACCUGAAAAACAGAAGUUUUAUUUAUUACUGAAAAGUGAAAUAUACUUUUCAAAAUGUCGCUGAAAAGGAAAUUGACACAAGAUGAUUUGCGUAAAGCUAUGAGUGAACAUAAAAAGAAGUUAGGAACUGUUAAGAAAGUUGAAUCACCAUUAGCGAAAUAUACAGAUGCAGGACAGCUUAUGUGUAUUUUAUGUAAAACUGCUGUACACAGUGAAGCAGUUUGGUCAGUACAUUUAAAUUCAAAAACUCACAAGGAAAAUAUAAUAUUAGCAAAAAAGACUAAACUAGAAACAGAGUCUCCAACAGCUACAACACGUACAUUCAAAAGACCAACAUCUCCACAAGAACCAACAACGAAUAAAAAAAUAAAGAGUAUAUUAAAAAAUGCCACAGUACAGUCAACACAAGUACCAUCAAAUUUGCCAUCAGAUUUCUUUGAUAAACCUUCUAAGCAGCCUAAUGGUAUGGUACUUUCAAAUACUUCUGUGAUAAAAAAGAGGUCAGAAGAUGAUAAAGAACAUGAGAAAGAAUUGAAAAAUGUUAAGGCACAAGAGGAAAAUGAGAAAGAAAUAGAAAGGGAUAAAGAUGCAAAUCAAGCAGUUCUUCCUGAAGGAUUUUUUGAUGAUCCAGUUUUGGAUGCCAAAGUUCGUAAUGUCGAAUAUAAAAAUCCCAUAGAAGAGGAAUGGGAAAAGUUUCAGAAAGAAAUAAAAGAAGAAACAGCACAAUCUGCACAAAUCAUUGCAGAGGAUCAAGAGGAAGCAACAACAGAAAGACAAUUAGAUGAAAUAGAAGAACAAAUAAGACAUUGGUCUAGAGUAAUGGAUCUAGUAAAACGCAAAGAGCAAGUACAAGCCACUGAUAGAAAGCAAAACAAUACUGAUGAGGAUAUCUCUAGUGGAGACGAAGCUGAGUUUGACGAAUUUCUCGAUUGGAGAGCAAAAAAUUCGUACAAAUAAGAUUAACUUUCAUCGUGUACAGUAUUCAUGUUCUUGUAAAUAUUUGAAGGUAUUAUAUACUUUCAAAGUACUUUUGAAACUAUUUAAUAAUGAUCAUUAUUAUAUUAAUUGAUCUUUCAUACAAAAUUCUAAGUAUAAUUUGUACCAAGAAAGAAAUGGAAAUUUCUCUGCGACCACCCUUUCUUAUAUCAUUUCUUAUUUUAAUAAAAGGAUACGAAGAUGACAAACGAUGUUUGUACAGUGUAUUAAGAUUUUAUUAAAACGAAUUCAAAGAGUCAGAAUAUAAUUAAGUUUCAAAUACAAUUGUUAUAGAUCAUUAAUUUAUCCGUUACAAGCUAUAAUAUGAAAUGUAUAAUAUAAAGAUUACAAGGUAGGCUAAGCCGCUAGUAAAAUAGUGUUGGGUAGUAUAUUGC